Messenger RNA from Trachymyrmex septentrionalis, 1680 nucleotides. RefSeq names its product THAP domain-containing protein 4-like. The transcript is spliced from 5 exons. The coding region runs from base 820 to 1458 and encodes 212 amino acids. The record is from RefSeq and is a predicted model, not a curated record. NCBI's taxonomy places the organism in Eukaryota, Metazoa, Arthropoda, Insecta, Hymenoptera, Formicidae.
AUAGCCAUCCCCCCCGAAGUUGUAGCCUGAAUAAUAAAAAUCGGAUAAUUAUGAAGGAGACGGUCGAUCAAUUUUAAUGAAAUUACGCUCAUUCGACGCGUUUUUACACGAAAUGAACGAAUGUGGCAGAAAAAAGUAUCGCUCUGUUCCGCGAACCGAGAUCUUAAGCGUUAAAGUUUAGUAGACGAUUAUGGAGGUUAGAAAAUCUGUCAUACCGACUACAUGUAGCGCUAUGAGUAUGCUUUCUUCAUGCUCUGUGACCUCUUGCGCAUGCGUUUAGUCACUAUUCUGUACAGUAGUGCAUAAAAUUUAAAAUCAAAUUAAAAAAUGAAUGUGACUCGUGCAAUGUUUCUAUUAUGCAUAGUUCUAUUCCAAAUAAGUCAUAACCCAUGUAGACAGUGGGAUGUGUAGAUAGUAACGCUUGGGUUCGGGGCGGCGUAGCCGCCCCGAACAAAAAAGAAUAACAUAUCUUAGCCGCUUGAGGCCUAACCGCCUAGAAGUUACAGCCUAGACAGUGUCCGCUUGGAAUAUUCCUAACCCAUGAAGACAGUGAGGUGUGAGAAUAGUCUUUUUAGAGGCAGUAAAAGCCCAUUUGGAAUUUGUAGUGUAAGGAUAGUAUUUCUAAUUCCGCGUAAGAUUCAGACUAACCUCCAUAAUCAACUUUAACACUUAAUAUCUCGGUUCGCGGGACAGAGCGACACUUUUUUCUGUCACAUUCGUUCAUUUCGUGCAAAAACGCGUCGAAUGAACCUAAUUUCAUUAAAGUGACAUCGGCUGUCUCUUUCAUAAUUACCUAACUUUUAUAUAGACAUUGACGAGAUGGUAACAUGUGCAGCAGUCGGUUGUAAGAAUUCAUCUAACAAAGGUGUUAAAAUGAAUUGUUUUCCAAAAAAUGCUUAUCGCCGAAACGUAUGGAUAAGAAAUGCCAAACUGGAAAAUAAAAUAUUAAACCGCUCUGCAGCAUUAUGUGAGUUUCAUUUUACCUCAAAUAUGUGGGAAAAAAUACGAAUUGAUGGAACGAAAAAACUUAAGUGUACAGCAGUUCCAACAAUAUUUGGAGAAUUAGUAACUCAACAAAAAAACAAGAAAGCUAAAAUUAAUCAAAAUAGUACUGAUUUAAAUGGAAUUAAACAAUCUCAGAUAAUAAUAUCUAAGACAGAUUAUGAUGGUACUGUUACAAUAUCUAUAAAUAAUCCAAAAGAAGGACAGUGUAAAUCAGAUAAUCUUCUAUCUGAUAUUGAAGAAGAAGAAACAGUAACUCAAAUAAGCAAAAAAACUGUCGAAGAAAAAACAGCAGAAUUAUAUAGUGAUGGAAACAUUAUACAAGAUGACACAUUGAUUUUAAAACAGGAACCCAGUUUGGAUAAACAAAAUUUAUUGUAUAUGGAAAAAAUCAAGAAAUUAGAAAAGCUACUUCGGAAGUCAGAAUCACUACGAAUAAGUAUCACGGAUGUUUGACAAUACAUCACCUGGGAAUUAAAAUCCUUUUACAAAAUGUUUACGGACAUAACUCUUUGAGUGAUAGUAAUAAAUACAAUCGUUACUUUUAUUAAAACUUGAAGUAGCACUGGCAUCAAAUCUCUAGAGACGUAUCCUUCUCCUCGACACCUACAGCUGACAGAGCGGUCAAUGGAAGGGGUUUUUAGGAACGUGUGCAAACUAAAUGUGGAAGAGAAAGCA